Molecule: messenger RNA, 1243 nt
Organism: Darwinula stevensoni
Lineage: Eukaryota; Metazoa; Arthropoda; Ostracoda; Podocopida; Darwinulidae
Source: the annotation of a GenBank genome assembly
CUAGUGAGCGCAGGCGCGAGUGGCAAUGGUCAGAGCCACACAAAACGUUGAAGGAGCACGCCAUGGAGCACGCUCACAGAUAUUUAUUACUGAAAUGGAAAUAGAUCACAGGUCGAGGAGACGGAUCCGGGAAUGUAAGAGAAAAGCUCGUCCAGAACUGGACGAGAAAGACGGUUGGAAUGCGAACAAUUAUAUCAAGACCUUUGACUUGUCGCAUGACAGUUUUAAGGACAAUGUGGAACGCAUUAAAUGCAACGAUGUCACAAAUGAAGAGUUCAUCGAAAAGUAUGAGAAGCCCUACAAGCCAGUAGUCAUCGUGGGCAUGCAAGCAGGAUGGAGUGCACAUGAGAAAUGGACCCCCGAGCGCCUGGCCAAGAAAUAUCGCAAUCAGAAGUUCAAAUGUGGAGAGGACAAUGAUGGAUACAGUGUGAAGAUGAAGAUGAAGUAUUUUGUCGACUACAUGAUGGACAAUGAUGAUGAUAGUCCCCUAUACAUCUUUGACAGCAAUUUUGGAGAGCAUCCUAAGAGGAAGAAGUUGCUGGAGGACUAUGAAGUUCCAAAGUACUUCAAAGAUGACCUAUUCAGGUAUGCAGGAGAAAGUCGUCGACCCCCUUACCGCUGGUUUGUGAUGGGGUCAGCUCGAAGUGGCACAGGAAUACAUAUUGAUCCUCUGGGAACUUCAGCAUGGAAUUCCUUGGUCAAGGGUCACAAGAGAUGGUGCCUCCUGCCAACACACACUCCUCGUGAUCUCAUUCGAGUAAGACCAGGUGAAGGGGGAAAGCAGAAAGAUGAAGCAAUCACCUGGUUUCAAUAUGUGUAUCCUAGAAUACACUCCACAGCUUGGCCCAAAGACUGCAAACCUUUGGAGAUCUUACAGAAGCCAGGAGAGACAGUAUUUGUGCCUGGGGGUUGGUGGCAUGUAGUAUUGAAUCUGGACAAUGCCAUUGCUGUAACGCAGAACUUCUGCUCCAUCACCAAUUUCCCCAUUGUCUGGCACAAAACUGUGAGGGGUCGACCUAAGCUUUCUCACAAGUGGUACUCUUCUCUCAAGGAGGAAAGGCCAGAAAUUGCCAAGAUUGCAAAUGCAGUGAAAUUGAAUGAACCAACUGGUGUGGCUUCUGACUCAUCCUCUGGUUCCAGUUCAUCUUCCUCCUCAUCUUCAUCCUCAUCUGACUUCAAUUCAGAUGUAGAAUCAUCUUCAUCCUCGAAGGGGAAGGUUUCCAAGCCCAAGAAAAAGAGGUAA